ACUGUGCAGAGCGGACUCCAGGAAACACGGGGACGAAGUACAAGACACUAAUGCGUCCAUGUGAAAGAAACUGGUACUAAUAUCUUAUACGAACUAGGAUCUACAGCUCUUAAAAUAUGGCUAGAAAUCUAAACGACAUCAUUAAGAGUACCAUGCUAUGGCUCCCUGCGCGACUGACUUUGGCGGCGAUGGCGUGGCUCGGCUUCAUCAACCUGUAUAUGGUGAGGAUCAACCUCUCCGUCAUCAUCGUGGCGAUGGUGCGCCGCAAUACCACUGUCGACAGAAGAGCUCCUUGCCUCUCCCUGUUUAACAAUACACUUGGUCUCGAGACAGAUGACAAUCCGCACAUGACAGAAAACGAGGAAGGUGAGAUGAACUGGGACGAAACAGUUCAAGGUUUUGUGUUGGGCAGCUUCUUUUACGGUUACGCAGUGUCUCAGAUAAUUGGUGGUCGAGUGUCUGAAUUAUAUGGCACGAAAUUGGUUUUUGGAGGAUGCAUAUUUUCGGGAGGACUUGCUGCGUUCUUAUCACCCGUUGCUGCACGUGCACACUAUGGAGUCUUCAUUACUCUCAGGAUCAUCCAAGGAAUAUGUCAGAAUAACAUCAAAAGAACUGAAAUACAUCGAGGAUGCUCUGCACGAGCAAGGGAGGAAUACUGAUUGUUCACUGAAGCUUCCAGUGAGAAGCAUUUUUACCAGUUUGCCAGUGUGGGCAAUCAUAUUCGCAAAUGUAGGUAACACAUGGGGUCUGGCUGUUUUCCUUGCCCAACUGCCAACCUACAUAAAAAACAUCCUCGGAUUCUCCAUCAAACAGAACGGUUUUCUCUCAGCUCUCCCUUUCCUGCUGCGUUAUGUAGGCGCCAUUCUAUGGAGUAGUCUAGGAGACUGGCUGACGACGCACAGAUAUCUUUCAGUCAGAACAUCUCGUAGAUUAUUUAGUGUUCUAGACCCUUGGUCAGUGGCAGAAAGUCUUUUGGAUAUGCGUCCCGAUGUACGCUCUCACGGAGGUGUUUUACCUUGUCUUCAGCUCCGGCUCCGUCCAGUCCUGGAACUACAGAGAGAAGACCUCUGCAGAAGAAGAACUCUCGGCGGAGAAUGCUGAACAUAGCGAACUAGUUAUGCUUAGUGAUGAGCAAAGUUUCAAGAAAUGACAAAUUAUUUGGUUAUCCUUUGACGUUUAAUUGUGAUUCUAGGAUAAAUGCUAGAGGAUAAUAUAUUGGUUAAUUAGGGGUUCGAUUUGUUUGGUUUCUCUUAGAUUUGCUUAGUUUAAUUAAGUCCGGGUUAACUUACAUUUGGUUUAUUUCUGGUAAUGCCUGGAUUGGGUAAGUUGGGCUAGGUUAAAUUGUGUAAAGUUUGGUUCAGUUGUCGGGGAAAAUCACGAUGCAUUUCCUUCACUCUGUAAGUAUAGAGCUAGUAGCUUUGGGGUUGCAGGUCACAGGGCAGAUGUAAUGUCCAGCCUACAGCACAUUUUUGCGAAAGUAUUGCAUUAGAUGUAUGUAACAGAAUAAGUGUAAAUCUGAAACCGCCCAAUUUCUUAAAACAGAUAUGUUUCCCUAUUUGUAGCUUUAACAUCGCGCCUGUCAACAAUAACAGAAAAUACCCUAAUUAAAAUGUAAGCUUUCA
Penaeus monodon (black tiger shrimp) is the source of this 1622-nucleotide messenger RNA. RefSeq names its product sialin-like. NCBI's taxonomy places the organism in Eukaryota, Metazoa, Arthropoda, Malacostraca, Decapoda, Penaeidae. Gene Ontology annotation, cellular component: plasma membrane. Gene Ontology annotation, biological process: monoatomic anion transport; transmembrane transport. Gene Ontology annotation, molecular function: transmembrane transporter activity. The record is from RefSeq and is a predicted model, not a curated record.